Messenger RNA from Fusarium pseudograminearum CS3096, 1878 nucleotides. RefSeq lists its product as uncharacterized. NCBI's taxonomy places the organism in Eukaryota, Fungi, Ascomycota, Sordariomycetes, Hypocreales, Nectriaceae. The record is from RefSeq and is a predicted model, not a curated record. Gene Ontology annotation, biological process: formation of translation preinitiation complex; translational initiation. The coding region runs from base 1 to 1878 and encodes 625 amino acids. Gene Ontology annotation, molecular function: translation initiation factor activity. The transcript has a single exon.
AUGUUCAAGCGCAAGCCCGACAUCAGAAACCUUGCGCCUUUGCGCUCCUCAGAUCGACGAAAACUCGCCGAUCAAAUUAUUCGCGACUACCAAGUCCCUCUCCCAGAGCAGUCUGACGACGCUUCAUCACCAGGCACGCUGUCAUCUCUGCGCAACUCACUAUUGCCAGAUUCCACCUCAUCAGCGCGCUUCAUCACACCUACAGAGCAGGGAACCGUUUACAUCGGAGCCCAUCCUGAUCAAGAUGAGCGUGUUCUUUGGUUCCAGACUGGAAAGAACCCCCGCUUGAUACCGACUGUCUACACCUUGUGGCGCAACCCUAAUCUCAUCCCGCUUCUACACACGCCCGACUUUGUCGUCGACGAGAAGCUCAAACAUGGUGCCGAUCUCAUGGUUCCCGGUUUGGUGAAAGCUAAGGGCUCCGCCUGGGAUAAGCGAGCCACCACAGGCGCUGUUGUGGCUGUCGCAGGUCUCCAGAACCCCACGGUGCCUAUCUGGGUCGGAUCCUGUCAAAUCGAUGUACAAAACCUUCCCGACGAUUUACAGGGACAAAAGGGCGUAGCAGUCAAGGCUCUCCACUGGGCUGGCGACGAAUGCUGGAGCUGGAAGUCGCUCGGUAGUGGAGGUAUUGAUCCACCUUCAAACCUAGAAGGAUGGAGCGGUCUUGAUACAGGGCUUGCCUCGCAACUUGGUAAGGUGUCAUUCGAAGACGAAAGCAAAACAACAGAGCCAUCACCUAGCAACCAGCCCGAGGAAUCGCAAGCUACGGUAGACGAUUCAAAUGAUGCGAAUGAUGAAGACGACGAACAAGAACCAACGACACGAGAGAUCGACAAUGCAUUUCACCAAGCCUUCCUCUAUGCCGUCCACAAAGCGAAGCAGUCUGGUAGCCCACCUCACUAUGGCCUGGAUUUUCCACUGCAGCCAUCCUUCAUCAUCGCUAGUAUGAUCCAGCCCAACCUCCGAUCUCAAAGUCGGCAUUACAACAUCAAGAAGACAUCCUGGAAGAAUGUGAAGAAGUUCAUCAAAGAACUGCACAAGCAGAAGCUUGUGCUCGCAAAGGACCGAAAUGGAGGCGAAACAGUCAUUCUUGAUAUCGACUUUGACGAUGCCCAAAUCAGUGGCUUCCGACCUUAUCGACUGCCGACACCUAAAGCCCCGGCUGCUGAGGGUGGUGCUUCCACUGGAGAUGCAGGCCAGUCAUCAAAUAGUAGCGCAUCGUCCGGACAGAAGAUUAAUAUUCAAUUUGUCUACCGCCCAUCCUCCAAGCUCGUGCCGACCCUCUUACCUUCAAAAACCGACUUCUACAGCGCGCAAGAUAUUUCAACAGCUCUGAAGUCGUACAUAGACGGGCAUCCCGAACUAGGAGGCCAAGGCAACUCUAGCGUCAAGCUGGAUCCGUUCAUUGCCAACGAUAUUCUGGGCAACAGACCGACUGACGACGAUCGCAGCUGGCUCGCAGCAGGACGUAUCACCCGCAGCGCCCUCCAAAAGCGAGUCCUCGAAGACACUCACCUGUGCCAGCCAUUCCAUAUCAUCUCACAAGGGCGCCCCUCAUCUGACCAAAAGCCCAAGGCUGGAUCGCCGCCUCGCAUCCUCAUCACGAUUGAGAAGCGAACCGGUACAAAGGUUGUCACCAAGAUUUCCAACCUCGAGCCUUUCUUUAUUGAUCCUCAAGUCCUGGCGCCUGAGCUUCAGAAGAAGUGUGCGGGAUCGGCAAGUGUGGGACAGGUCGCUGGUGCGAAACCUGGAUCGAUGGAGGUUGUUAUUCAGGGUGACCAACGCAAGAUCAUCACAAGUGACAUUUUGGGAAAGAGGGGAAUUGACAUGAAGUGGGUGGACACUGUGGAUAAAACAAAGCCCAAGAAGAAGUCAUAA